UAUCUUUUUUUCCCUCAUUAUAUGUCAAAGAAUGGUGAAAUAAAAUAGAUGACAUGGUAACCAAGAAACUGAGACAGGAAAUAACACAGGAUAUUAUAGACCAGUAAAUGGUAGAGCCUGCAUUUGAACCCAGGUUGUCUGGCUCCUGAGUCUCUGAUAGCAUCCUCCUAUUUUCAUAGUCAAGGAAACAGGCUUAGAGAGGUAAAACAUCUGACUGAGAUUUUCUCAGUCAGAAGAACUGGCUUGGCUUCAGACUUAAUGUCUGUCACUCCCAGGCUCAGAGUAUUUCCAGAAGAUUCCCUUACCUCAAACUCAGAGCAGUGGUGUCUCCUACAGAAGCCUCUUCAGACUCCCACCCCUGGCUCCAGUAGUAUCUGGGAAGGCCAGUCAGAUGAUACUAAUCAUGGAUCUGUGUAUCUUCAGGUUGCCUGGGUAACCUGCAGACCUUUGGAUCCUGUCACUUUACUGGAUAGUAGGGUUCUAUAGCUUCUCAGAACCAUAAGACCUUUGUCACAUCUAUAGAAGGCCCUGCCAGGGGCUGAAGAUGAAAGAAACUAGUGAGAGAUGGAACUCUGAGGGUUUAACAGGCCAGGUAAAAGACUCCCUGUGGUCUAGAAGAAGGAAACUUGGGACAAGAAUCCUUUUAUGAAAAAUCCUGGGUGAAGUUCACCCAGGUCCCAGUCUCCUUCCAGAGCAAAGACUGCCAGGUAAGAAGAAGCAGCAGCAUCCUUGAGCCAGAAGCUGAGCAACACCCAGCUUGAGGAUGUCACUCCUUCCAGGGAUUCUCCGUGAUUCUCCAUGAUGGGAGAAGAGUUGGGCCCAAGAUCAAGGGCGACAGUAAAGGAGAGGCAAAGGAGAACACAGUCUCAUUGUAGAUGUGGAUCCAACCCAGGAUCACAUGGUGCUUCUUGCUGAGACAUCCCAUUAGUCUUUAAUCAGGAGUGGUUCCUCAUCUUUGUCUUUCAUGAAGUUGCCAGUUUUGAAGAUCCAGUUAUUUCAUAGAGACAGGGUCUUGCUUUGUUGCCCAGGCUGACCUCAUAUUCCUGGGCUCAAGUGAUCCUCUUACCUCUGCCUCCCAAGUAACUGGAGCUACAGGUCUCAACUGUUUCCAAGAAGAGGAGAAAAUGAUCGAGUACCAGCUUCCAGAGAUACCUGUGUCAUUCAAAGAUGUGGUUGUGGGCUUCACCCAAGAAGAGUGGCACCAGCUGAAUCCUGCUCAGAGGGCCCUGUACCGGGAUGUGAUGUUGGAGACCUACAGCAAUCUGGUCUCAGUGGGUUAUGAAGGCAGCAAACCAGAUGUGAUCCUCAGGCUGGAACAGGAAGAAGCACCAUGGAUUUGUGAAGCACCAUGCCCAGCCUGCCGGUGUCGGGAAGAUAUCUGGCAAGUUGAUGUCCAGAGGAAGAGACAGCAAGACACAUUUUUGAGGCAAGGUGCAUUCAUCAGCAAGAGAGCAUUGCCCCAGGGAAAAAUCCAUGCAUGUGAUAAGUUUGGGAAAAUAUCACUUUUGAGCACUGAUCUUCUUCCUUCAAUUCAAAGGCCCAAUAAUUGGGAUCCUUGUGGAAAGAGUUUGAAUGAUAAUUUAAACUUGAUUGGUUUGAAGACAAACUAUGCAAAAAAACAAGAUGAGUGUAAUGGAUAUGGGAAAUUGUUGCAGUGCAGCAACCAUGAUAAAAGAUCUACUGGACAAAAACCCUGGGGAUGCAGUCACUGUGAGAAAGCUUUCAGCCACAACCCAGCACUUAUAUAUAAACCAGCAGUGACCAGUUCUCUUGUGUACAAACGAAAGAGGAUUCCACCUGCAGAAAAACCCCAUGUCUGUAGCGAGUGUGGGAAAGCCUUCUGCUACAAGUCUGAAUUCAUUAGGCAUCAGAGAAGUCACACAGGGGAGAAGCCUUAUGGAUGCACUGACUGUGGGAAGGCCUUUUCACAUAAGUCAACCCUAAUUAAACACCAGAGAAUUCACACUGGGGUAAGACCCUUUGAAUGCUUUUUUUGUGGGAAAGCCUUUACCCAGAAGUCACACCGCACAGAACAUCAGAGAACACAUACAGGAGAGAGACCUUUUGUGUGCAGUGAAUGUGGGAAGUCAUUUGGUGAGAAGUCAUACCUCAAUGUACAUCGAAAAAUGCACACAGGAGAAAGACCCUAUCGUUGCAGAGAAUGUGGAAAAUGCUUCAGCCAGAAGUCAUGCCUCAAUAAACACUGGAGAACUCAUACAGGAGAAAAACCCUAUGGGUGCAAUGAAUGUGGCAAAGCUUUCUACCAGAAGCCAAACCUAAGCAGACAUCAGAAAAUUCAUGCUAGAAAGAAUGCCUACAGGAAUGAAAACUUAAUGAUUGUGGGAAAACCUUGACCAUGAUACCCAGUUUCAUGAGGUAUAGGAAUUUAUCCUUAGGAGAAAUCUUAACUUAAUGAAUUUAGUCAAAAUAUUCUAUUUAAAGGAAAUUCAUACUGCAAAUAUGAUGAAACUUUGAUGGAAAGAUUAUGGAAAAUACUUUAUAAAAUACUGUAUAAACAUUUUUAUUGAGAUAAAAUUUUAAAUGUAUUAAAUAGAAUAACAACAGAUUACAAAAUAUAUAAGAAAAGACAGAAGUAUAUGAUGAUACUUUCCUCAUUGUAACACAUAAUAAUUAUUUAUAUUUUGGAAUUGUUAAUGUGAAUCACAUAAAUUGUGAAUAUCAAAUCCAUAUAUCACAUAGUACACAGAAUGUCAUCCUCUCCAGUUUUUCUACCAUUUUCACCAUUAUCACCAUUUUCUUCUGGUGUCUUAACUGUAUAAAAAACAGUAACAACACAAUGGCCAGCUACUUUAAGAACUUCAGCAUAAUAUACCAGCUACAUUUUCUCUACCUUGUUUGUAAUAAAUGUAAAUGGGUUUAGCAGUUGUUACUAAGCCCUUCUCUGAAUAAGAAAGCAAUGUUUUUAAUGUCAUUUGGUGUGUCAGUCAAAAGUUUAUUAAAAAGUUAUUUUGUUGGAAACACAUUAAAGCUAAGGAGUAAUCUAACCACCUGACAUUGGGUAAACAAAACACUAGCAACUUGAUAACUCAGCACGCUAUUUAACAAAGCAUAGUGUUUCCCUGGUAUAGUGUACAUUGUUCAUAUUUUCCUAUUCUUGCUUAAACUAUCUUGCAGCAAAUUAGAUGUGAUAUUCUUUAUAUGGGUCUUAUAAUUCAGAAAUGUUUCAUGCAGAAAUCAGUGAAGUAGAACUUCUCUGCUGUCUUUAAUUUUCCUUUUGAAAAUUAAUGCAGCAACAUUGACUUUUCCCUAUAACUUCUUGUAAUUAUCCUGGACACUAUAUUCCAAGUUUUCCAUCAUUCCAAUGUUUGAAAAAACUUCUGUUUCCUUGAGCUGGCAUGUUGUCUAUAUAAGAAAAUAAAUGAAAUUGAAAUCUAUAUUCUUCAAGAUUUGCUUCCUUGACCCAGAAAGAGAAAGGAAAUGAAAUGUAACCAUGACUAAAAGAAUGAUAAAGGGCCGGGGAUUUAGCUCAGUAGUUUCGCCGCCUGCUGCACAAGUGCAAGGACCGGAGUUCGAGUUCGAUCCCUGGUACCAAAAAAAAAAAGAAUGAUAAAAAACAUGAUUAAAAGAAUGAUAAAAAUACAGCAUGUACAACUCUAGAUCAGUAUAUUUUAAAAACAGGAAAUGGAUGCUUUUUAAAAAGCAGACUAACAUGAAAAUUACAGUAAUUUUUUUUACUGUACCACUGAACAAGUACUAUUGAAAACAAGUACCACUGAAGCAUUUGGAAAAGUGAUUUAGGAUCUAUAUUGAAAAAUACUCCUGUCUUAGACAAAUUCAUGAUUAAUUCUAUAUAUCUUUUAAAGUAAUACCAAAGUAAUUGAUAUUUUAAUCUAUGGACUUAACUAUUCAUUUUACUUUAUGAAGUCAGAAUAAAGUUGGAAAAAAUUAAAGAUCAGUCUUACGAAUAUAAAAUAAUUAAAAUUAUGACAAAUAGAAUUCACCUGUAUACCUAAAGAAUGACCAACUAUGACUGUGAUGACCAAAUAAGAGUUAUCCAAAAAAUGCAGAACCAAUUCAGUAUUAGGAAAUAUAUCAAUAAAAUUAACAGCUUAAAGGAGAAAAAUCAUGAUCCAUCAAGAGGCACUGACAAGGGAUUUAGUAGAAUUUGCAAAUAUUUCUAAUGAUGUACUAUAAGUUAUAAUCAGUGGUAACCACUUAAAGGGUUUCUUUAGCAAAACCCCAUACUAUAUAUUAUACUCAAGCCAUUUUAAAAAAUCAGGAAUUGAAUAUUAUCUUAGAAACAAGGAAGUAUAAAAUAAUCGAUAUAAGCAAUGAAAAAGAAAAGGAAAACUAUCCCUUUUUGCAGAAGAUAUGGUUAGGUAAUAAAUGAAGAUACUAAUUUAUUUUAAGGUAAUUUUCUAAGAAGGCAACAUAUAGAAAUCAAGAACUGUUGUCUGUACUGACAAUAAACAUCUAAUAAUUUAUGUACUUCUUUUGGAAAUUGCACUAAUCCUUAAUGAUUUUUUUCUUUUUAGCUUUUGUGAAAUCAUCAUAAAUUUAAUAUGAAAAAUGCUUGAGAAUUUAGACAAGUAUGAAAAAGAAAAUGUCAUACCAGGGCCAGGGAUUUAGCUCAGUGGUUACACUGCCUGUCUUGAAAGCGCAAGGACCUGAGUUCAAUCCCCAGUACCAAAAAAAAAAAAGUCAUACGAGAUAUCAGAAUAUAACAUGAAAGAAAGAAUUAUAAUGAAAUUAUUAUAAUAUUAGCAAAGGAACAGAUUAAUACAUCAAUAGAAUAGAAAACUUAAAAUAGACCUUUGUGUAUAGAAAAGGUACAGUCUCGAAUCACAAGGGAAAAGAGUACUUUAUUUAAAAAGAAUUCUGGCCUGAUUCGCUUUAAAUUUGGAAAAAAAGAUGAACGCACUGAACAAAAAUAUCCAAAAACAAAGUCCAGGAGGAUUUAAGACUUCAGUUUUUAAAAAUAAAGCUCUUUUUUAAAAAAAGUCAAAGACUACACAAACUAGAAUUGAGAGAAAUUAGAUUUACCAAUACAGGAUAUUCAAAAGCUAUUAAAAAUAAGUAUUUGACUACAUAAAUAGUACUCUUUUGGAUGGCAAAGGAUGUUAUAAAAAAUAAGAGAUAAUUGGGGAAAAUAUUUGUGGAACUGAUUAUAGAGGAAACAUGCCUCAAAUUGACAGGAAAAACAUACCCAAAGAGCAAAACAUGGCAAAAAAAUAAAUGCAGAGUUGUAAGAAGAGCAAAUCUUAAGUGGCUGAUCUAUCAAAAAAUGUUUAGCUUCAAUAAUUGUUGGGGAAUGUAGAUUAAAUUUAUAAUGAGAUAACACUAUGCAAAGAGUGCUUUUUGCUGUCAGAACAAGAUUGCUCUUAAUGCUUGUUGGAAACACAUUUUGAAAAGCAAUUCAAAUUGCUGUUUUGACAAGUAACCUGGAAACAUCCAUUAAAACUUAAAAUACUUAUUUUACUUUGGAGAAUCUUCCUCUUGGAAGAUAUAGCCUCGGUACACAAAGGACAGGUGAACAUAUUUAUUGUAACUUGGUUUCUAAUGGCAAAAACAAAACCAAGAACAACAACAAGGGAAACUCACUCGAAUAAAAGUAAUGCCUAUCAGUAGGGAAAUUGAGAGAAGAAAAUGUCUACAUUAUAUCUGUUCCAUAGAAUGUUUAUACAAGGUGGAAAAUUAAAACUAUGCUACUGGAAUUAAGUGAAAUUCACAAUGCUUUCUUCGGU
Messenger RNA from Heterocephalus glaber (naked mole-rat), 5705 nucleotides. RefSeq names its product zinc finger protein 793 (gene Znf793). Gene Ontology annotation, cellular component: nucleus. Gene Ontology annotation, biological process: regulation of transcription by RNA polymerase II. The record is from RefSeq and is a predicted model, not a curated record. Lineage: Eukaryota; Metazoa; Chordata; Mammalia; Rodentia; Bathyergidae. Gene Ontology annotation, molecular function: RNA polymerase II transcription regulatory region sequence-specific DNA binding; DNA-binding transcription factor activity, RNA polymerase II-specific.